GCAAAGGGGCGGUGGUACAGGUUGUCUUUGGCUGGAGUUGGUUCCUCGGAGUUUGGGUUUAAAUCGGAGUCGGAGGUAAAGGUGGAGAAGUGGUCGGAGAUUUAACCAUUCCGUGGUGUUUACAAAGAUCGUGCAUGAGUCUGGUGUUGCUGCAUUCGGCUCCCCGGAGUGCGACUUUAUUCGGUUGUACAAGCUUGUUCCUGAACUUGUAGACCAAUGUCGAAUCGUGUGUACGUGGACCCAAAAGGUGCUUAUGAUGAAUAUCAGUAUCCAGUUGUGUUUUUGCCACCGUAUGAGAAUCCUCCUCCCUGGAUUCCGCUGCACGAGAGGUUACAUCACUCUGACUACAACAAUGAACUGACCCAAUUUUUGCCUCGAACCAUCCAGCUGAAGAAACCCUCUGGGGCUCAGCUUGGAUUCAACAUCCGAGGAGGCAAGGCCUCACAACUUGGCAUCUUCAUAUCAAAGGUGAUUCCUGAUUCUGAUGCGGAUCAUGCAGGGUUGCAAGAGGGCGAUCAGGUUCUUGCUGUGAAUGACAUUGACUUUCAGGACAUAGAACAUAGUAAGGCCGUUGAGAUCUUGAAAUCUGCAAAAGAGAUUGUAAUGCGGGUUCGCUACUUUCCAUACAACUUUCGAAGGCAAAAGGAGAGAACAGUGCAUUAGGAGAAGGUACUACAGAUGACCAUAUGAUGGGAUCACUACACCUUAAAUUAGCUGGAAAAUUAAUAGCUUUUUCACACCUUAACUGAUUGCAGUUGAGUUAGAAUGGGAUUUUAAAAUGUGAGGUAUUUAUUAAAAUGCAAAUUUUAUGAAAAUUAUUCUAGUUAGUCUGAAGUGAAAAGGUACCUGGUUCUGUAAAAAGGAAUCUAAUCCACCAGCAGGUAGCCAUAAGAGUAAAAUGUUUGUACAACUUACACUGGAUCAGUUUUAAUAAUGGAUAUUGUAUUUAGCUUUUUUCUAUAUAAAAAUAUAUCUGGAAAGCUGAAGUUUCACAACAUUUGCUUUUACAAUGAAAUAGGUUUUACUGUAGCAAUGAGAUUGUGUUUGCAUCAAAACUCCCUGCUUUUUCCAUCUGGUGUCAAAUGAUAUGCAAAGAGAUUUUGAAAGAAACAUCCACAUUUCUGCAAUGAACUUGCUUUGGUAGUUCUAGCUGUGACUGUGGUAGCAUGGGCUACUACCUGCAUUUUGUCAUUACAUCAACAAACCAGAAGAGUGGCUGUGUGAAAAUAUCUUGCUUUAUGAAUAAACAUUCUGUAACCAUUGAUAUUCACAAGAGAAUUGAGUAGCUUUUCCCCAUUAAGCAAUCAGAAAUAUAACCUCUGAAACCUUGAAUGAGGUCACUUGAAGGACCCUACCUGCAAGAAUUAAACUGAUAUCUAUUUUACCAAGAUACCAUGUAAAUGAAUCACUUUACAAACUGGUAUUCAAAUUUCUUGAUGCAUGGAGUCCUACUGAAGUGGAAGUAUGAUGCAAAGAUGUCUUUUUAACUUUUCUCUAUUAAGUGCUCCAAUAUAAUUCUGGGAAAACACGAAAUCCCAGACCUUCAAAACAAAUGAGGUAAGAAACGGUAACUUGUUCGAUAAAGCAGGGCAUGUAAUUGGAGCAGAACAUUUAGUUCUUAUCUGGGAGUCAACGGAGAAUUAUCAAGAGAAGGGAGCUUGAUUGACUUUAACUCUUGCUAUCCUGGGAUAAGAAAGCUAAGCAAAAUAAUCUACUUGUUCCUGCUUUAUAUUAGCUAGAAGUUAACAUUAUCCACACUCCACCCCCAGUUUCAAAAAUUGUAUAUUAAAAUAAAACACUGUUAAGAGCAUUAUUAUUAAGUGAUUGUACUGAUGUAUGUAACAAAGUUAUUAAUUCUGUUAAGGUUUCAUUAAAAAUACAGCCUGCAAUUCCUCAAAAUAGUCUUGCAGGUUUAAAGCAUUUCUCCAGAAUUGUCUUAAUGAAU
Mobula hypostoma (lesser devil ray) is the source of this 1945-nucleotide messenger RNA. It is a transcript of the gene pdzd11, whose product is annotated as PDZ domain containing 11. Gene Ontology annotation, molecular function: protein binding. The record is from RefSeq and is a predicted model, not a curated record. Gene Ontology annotation, biological process: neurotransmitter secretion; maintenance of epithelial cell apical/basal polarity; protein localization to basolateral plasma membrane. Bases 217 to 663 code for a protein of 148 amino acids. NCBI's taxonomy places the organism in Eukaryota, Metazoa, Chordata, Chondrichthyes, Myliobatiformes, Myliobatidae. The transcript is spliced from 7 exons. Gene Ontology annotation, cellular component: basolateral plasma membrane; cell-cell junction; synapse.